Molecule: messenger RNA, 288 nt
Organism: Penicillium waksmanii
Lineage: Eukaryota; Fungi; Ascomycota; Eurotiomycetes; Eurotiales; Aspergillaceae
Exons: 1
Coding region: 1-288 (95 amino acids)
Source: RefSeq, a predicted model, not a curated record
AUGAUUGCGUGUGCGAUUCGGAAUUCUCUAGUCCCGUUGGUGUCAAAGGGGUACUGGAGAUCGGUUUGGAAUCGAAUAUUUGGGGAGAAGGUCGACAAUGACGAAUUUGUCGCUCCGCUGCUCAUAUCCGCUGGGCAGGCGAUGCCUGUUAUCGGUCACGUGAGUGUUGAGUCAUGUAUCGGUCACGUGGAUAAAAGCGGAGAAGCGAGGCAGUUCCGGCGGAGAGAGCCACUUUCGAUCAACAUCAACAGCAGCAACAGCAACAGCAACACAGUUCAUCUGCGCUGA